Molecule: messenger RNA, 2910 nt
Organism: Caenorhabditis auriculariae
Lineage: Eukaryota; Metazoa; Nematoda; Chromadorea; Rhabditida; Rhabditidae
Source: the annotation of a GenBank genome assembly
AUGUUCCUUCUAAUAAUUAUCACUUUUUUAUUCGCCUAUAUCAUCACCAAGCAAUGGAAAAGCCGUAUGAACCUACCAAAAGGUUGGAAAAUCAUUCAUAACUUGUUUCCAAAGUUUAAAGGACACGAAAAACAGUUUUUCGCGUCGAGAACUGUAUAAAAGUUGACCGUGCUCCUUUAAACACUGAUUUUCAAAUAGACCAUCAUGUAAGUUUCAGGACCUAUUCCAUUUCCUCUCAUCGGAAAUAUUCCUCAAGUUUUGCUGGCCUUGAGAGAAACUGGAAGUGUCGUUGGAACUUUGAGAAAGUUUCAAAAGGUAUAUCAAAAUCGUCAAAACUUGAAACUGUCUGAUUUCUCUACGCUCUCGUUUCUCCAUGCAUUUUAAUUGAUCUGUGAUCUUAUUGACAAGAGAAAAGAGAGCACAGACACGUCAGACUGUUCCAAGCUUCGAUAGGAAUAUCGAAUUAAAUAUUAUCCAACUCAGGACCACGGUAAAAUCUACACUUUAUGGUUUGGACCAAUGAAAACUGUACACAUUUGCGAUUAUGACUUGGCCUAUGAAGUUAUGGUGAAAAAUGGGUCCAAGUACGCGGAAAGAUUCGUUCCGGGCUCUAUGCGAGAUUUGACAGGUUGGUCGAAUGGCUAGAGCGGUAGGACAUGGGUAGAAGGACCAGGGUUCUACUUUUUUGAAUUUUUGCGGUUUUUCUAAUUUUCGCAAAAUAUUAUGCUUCGUUUCAAAAACUUUGAAAAUUGGUUUUGAAGGCCUAGAAAGCUUAAUAAUCUGGUGAAUACUCCUUCAGGAGCUCGUAUUAUUUUUUUUUAAUUUACAGAAGGAUGCGGGGUAAUUUGGUCAAACGGGGAGUUUUGGCAACGACAUCGUCGGUUUGCCCUCCAUACUCUUCGGAAUUUCGGUCUUGGGAAGAAUCUCAUGGAAGAGAGGAUAAUGGAGGAGAUCAAUGCCAGGUACAGUUCUUCACUUUUUUGUCACGAAAUCUCGAAAAAACGGACUGUGUUGAAAAUCUGCUCGCUCCUUUAGUGCCAUUUUCAUAAGAGGCUUUUCAAAGUUUCGAAUUAUAGUCCAUUUCAUUUUGUACUGUUCUAUUAACAUUGAAAAACCUUUUUCAUGCUAAUAAUUAUAUUCGAAGGUUCGCCGAACUCGACAGAAAGCAGGAAAAUGUCCGAGACGCUGGCCGAUUUUUCGACAUUCUUGUCGGAAGUAUCAUUAACAAUUUGAUCUUCUCGGAGCGAUUUUCAGAGGUUUCUUUAUUACAAGCUAUUUACAAAAUUGAUAUUAUACUCUUAUUUGAAAAACAAUCACGAUUUCAGGGAGAUGAAGAAUACGAGAAGCUGAAAGGGCUUUUGGACAAAAGUUUCGAAGGCGCUUCUUUUUUGGAUACUUUUAUCCCGUCAGCUCUCAUGAAUUCUCCCCUUCUGAAGUUCAGGUUUAGCUCAUCAAGCUUGAAACUUUGUUUUAACGUUUACAAUAUUCAGAAAAGAAAGCCAGAUGGGACCGAUGAAUAAGAUCCUGGCCUAUUUGCGGGAGAAAAUUGAUAGGAGGUGAAGAAUUUUUAUCAACUUCUUCAUUAAACCUUGUAGGUUUGAUGCGAUCGAGAAUGGAAAACACGUGAUUCCUGAAGAGCCUCAGGACUACGUCGACGCGUUUUUGAAGCAAAUGGAGAAGGAAAAGAAGGAAAAUGGAGAAGAUUCGACUUUCAAGUGAACUUUUUUGAUAAUUUGUGUAACUUCGACUUUUCUGAAACCUUAGUAGAUCAUUCAACUAGUUUGACUUUGUCUGAAGCCCGUGAUUUUAUUAGAAAUAAUGUUCGAACUCAUGGAUUUUUUGAAAUUUUUCUACUUCUUUGAGUCAAAUUUUUGAAUCUUGGGUUAAAAAAUUCAGCCGUUUUUGGCAUCUACUAUUCAAACUUGACUAUUCGAAAUUUGACAUUUUGCCUAUCUCUUCUCCUUUUUUUUGUAGACAUUAAAAAAAAGUUGUAAAAAUAGAAUGCUAAAAAAUCUCCUUUUUUCAGCUUCCACAGCCUCUCGAUGGAAAUUAUCGACUUAUGGCUAGCCGGACAGGAAACAAGCUCCACGACCCUCGUUUGGGCAGUCCUUUUACUGCUGAACAACCCAGAAGAAAUUGUCAAAACUCGGGAAGAGAUCAUAAAAGUUACUGACAACGGAACUAGCCACGUUUCUCUCGCUGAUCGCACCAAUACGCCUUAUUUGAAUGCUGUGAUCAAUGUGAGAUUCGCCAUUUUUUUAUUUUUAAAAAAAUAAAUCACAUUUUUGUGAAAAAAACAGCAUUUUUUUCGAAAAUGAUACGUUUUUCCAGGAAAUUCAGCGACACGCCUCGAUUCUGAACAUCAACUUGGGACGAAUCAAUCCAGAGGUUAUUUUUCGAUAUAUAUUUUUCCGUUAAGAGACUUUUUUUGACAAUUUUUCCUGCCAUAUAAACUUUGAAAAAAAUACAGGACACUACAAUAGAUGGCCAACCAGUUGAAAAAGGCGCGAUGAUAACGGCUCAACUGAGUUUAAUCCUCUCCGAUGAGAAAGAUUACCCAAACAGUGAACAGGUAGAAAGUAUAACAAAAACUUCAAGCAAAACUCGAAAUAUUUCCAGUUCCUACCGUCUCGUUUCAUUGAAAAUGAAUCGCUGCAGCAGAGACUAUGCGUUUUUGGGCUAGGAAAACGGGCUUGUUUGGGUGAAUCCUUGGCUCGCGCUGAGCUUUAUUUGGUAAUAUCUAUUUCAGUGUAUAUUUUGGACCGGAAAGUUGAUCUUCAGAUACUCGGAAACCUCUUACUUCGUUAUGAUCUUCAGCCAGACGGUGAUCUUCCACCGGCAGCGUCUUUCAAUCCCAUUGGUGCAAUGAACAAACCACACAAAUGCUCGCUGAAAUUUAUCAAAUUGUGA